Messenger RNA from Mesoplodon densirostris (Blainville's beaked whale), 1811 nucleotides. RefSeq names its product voltage dependent anion channel 1 (gene VDAC1). NCBI's taxonomy places the organism in Eukaryota, Metazoa, Chordata, Mammalia, Artiodactyla, Ziphiidae. Gene Ontology annotation, molecular function: voltage-gated monoatomic anion channel activity. Gene Ontology annotation, cellular component: mitochondrial outer membrane. The record is from RefSeq and is a predicted model, not a curated record. Gene Ontology annotation, biological process: monoatomic anion transmembrane transport. The transcript is spliced from 9 exons. Bases 114 to 965 code for a protein of 283 amino acids.
GCCGCCGCCGUCUGUGCUGCCCCGCCCUCGGCCCCGCCGCUGGCUCUGUUCCUCACGCUGCAGCCCCCGCCGUAGCCGCCGCGGAGCCCACUGCCACCGCUUCUGAGCAGAAGAUGGCUGUGCCUCCCACGUAUGCUGAUCUUGGCAAAUCUGCCAGGGAUGUCUUUACCAAGGGCUAUGGGUUUGGCUUAAUAAAACUUGAUUUGAAAACAAAAUCUGAGAAUGGACUGGAAUUUACAAGCUCAGGUUCAGCCAACACCGAGACCACCAAAGUGACGGGCAGUCUGGAAACCAAGUACAGAUGGACCGAAUAUGGUCUGACGUUUACGGAGAAAUGGAACACUGACAACACACUAGGCACGGAGAUUACUGUGGAAGAUCAGCUUGCACAUGGCCUGAAGCUGACCUUCGAUUCAUCCUUCUCACCAAACACUGGGAAAAAGAAUGCUAAAAUCAAGACAGGGUACAAGCGGGAACAUAUCAACCUGGGCUGUGACGUGGAUUUCGACAUUGCCGGGCCUUCCAUCCGGGGUGCUCUGGUGCUGGGUUACGAGGGCUGGCUGGCUGGCUACCAGAUGAAUUUUGAGACUGCGAAGUCUCGAGUGACCCAGAGCAACUUUGCAGUUGGCUACAAGACUGAUGAGUUCCAGCUUCACACUAAUGUAAAUGAUGGGACAGAGUUUGGUGGCUCCAUUUAUCAGAAGGUGAAUAAGAAGUUGGAGACUGCUGUUAAUCUGGCCUGGACAGCAGGAAACAGUAACACUCGCUUCGGAAUAGCAGCCAAGUACCAGAUCGACCCUGACGCCUGCUUCUCGGCUAAAGUGAACAACUCCAGCCUGAUAGGGUUAGGAUAUACUCAGACCCUAAAGCCAGGUAUCAAACUGACACUGUCAGCUCUGCUGGAUGGCAAGAAUGUCAACGCUGGUGGCCACAAGCUUGGUCUAGGACUGGAGUUUCAAGCAUAAAUGGAUACUGUACAAUCGUUUAAUUUUAAACUAUUUUGCAGCAUAGCUACCUUCAGAAUUUAGUGUACCUUUUAAUGUUGUAUGUCUGGGAUGCAAGUAUUGCUAAAUAUCAUGUUAGACUUCCAGGUUAAAGAUGAUUCAGCUUUAGGGUGUUACCCUUUCAGAGGUACAGAAGAAACCCAAUUUCAAAAAAGGUCCUUUCAGCUGUAGACUUGAGGGGGAGCUUGCUGGCCCCUCUAGAGAUGUCAGGUUUCUUUUUUACCUAGAAAUGGCUGCAAGUGGAAGUUGAUAAUUUGCAGGCACUUUGUAAAUUUGUAUUGAGUAAAUGAAUGAAAUUGUGACUUCCUGAGAAUUGAACUUUGGUUUCCUACCCUGAUUGAGGAGAGGCUGUUUGAUGGUGUAUACAAACUCAUCUGAAAGGGACUUUUUUAGGCAGGGACUUUUUCCACCCCAAUCCAUCACCUCUUUUACACCAAAAGUAGUCUGCAGGGCGUGGUAGCUGUUUCUUCUGUGCCAUUUUGGGGUGGAGAAGGUGGAUAUGAUGAAGCCAAUAAUUCAGGACUUAACUGUGUUUUUUCUCAUGUUGUGUUUUUUUGCCCUUGCACCAGAGUAUGAAAUAGCUUCUAAGAGCUCCAGCUGCAAGCUGGGAAGAGUCUCUGUGACUGUAAUCACAUGGUGACAACACUCAGAAUCUAAAUUGAACUUCUGUUGUAUUCUCGCCACUCAGUUUAUUUUUUAGUUUAAUGGGUACAUUUUAGAGUCUUCCAUUUUGUGUGGAAUUAGUUCCUCCCCUUCAAAUGCUGUAAUUAACAUCACUUAAAAUAAAACUUGAAUAAAAUAUUGAAA